UGCAUAAUCCUGAAUUAUCCAAACUAUCUUCCACCUUCAAAUUGUAAAUUUGCAAUGUUUGUGACCUCAGCACAAAAAUCAGCUCACAACUCAUCGAAUUAUCAUUCUCUCAUCUUUCCCAUUGAUUCAUAGUCCUCUUAUUCCCAUUUUCACACACACAAUACAAUACAAUACAAUACAAAACAAUACUUACAUAUCAAAAUGGCAGCACCCAUUAGACUAGCAUCAUCAUCUUCUUCAUAUUCCUCCAUUUUCACCCAAUUUAGAUCAAUACCCCAUUUGGGAUUUUCAGUUUCAGUCACCCCUGCUGCUUGUUCUCGAAACCCGUCACUGUUUUGUUCUCGAAGAGGGAAACGAAUGACUCAUGUUCUUGCUAAGGCCACUCUCGGCCUCACUAAUCCUGCAGAAGUUGAUUCCCAUAAGAUAUCUUUUGCUGCAAAAGAUACCAACUUGCUCGAAUGGAAAGGAGACAUUCUAGCAGUUGGUGUCACAGAGAAAGACAUGACAAAAGACGAAAAUUCAAAAUUCCAAAACGUUGUCCUGAAGACGCUCGAUUCUCAAUUAAACGGGCUAUUAUCCGAAGUAUCUACAGAAGAAGAUUUCACCGGAAAGGCUGGACAGUCGACUAUUCUUCGGCUUUCUGGUCUCGGUACCAAACGGGUCAGUUUAGUUGGGCUCGGAAAAGGGCCCACCGACUCAUCAACUUCCGCUUAUAGAAGUCUCGGUGAGUCUGUUGCUUCAUUGGCUAAGGCUUCUCAGGCUAACAAUGUUGCGGUUGCACUUGCUUCUUCACAAGACUUAACUCCUGAAUUAAAACUCACCACAGCUUCAGCAAUAGCAAAGGGUACAUUGCUCGGGAGUUAUGAAGAUAACCGAUUUAAGUCGGAGUCUAAGAAGCUGGUUCUUAAGUCCGUUGACUUUCUUGGUCUUGGAGCGGGACCCGAGUUAGAAAAGAAACUUAAGUAUACACAAGACAUUUGCUCAGGGGUAAUAUUGGGAAAAGAGCUUGUAAACGCACCUGCUAAUGUACUUACCCCUGAGGUACUAGCAGAAGAGGCUGUAAAGAUUGCUUCAACAUAUAGUGAUGUUUAUACAGCAACGAUUCUUGAUGCAGAGCAAUGCAAAGAAUUGAAAAUGGGUUCAUUUCUGGCAGUUGGUGCUGCUUCUACAAAUCCCCCUAAAUUUAUCCAUUUAUGUUAUAAGCCUCCAAUUGGUUCCGUUAAAACCAAGCUGGCAUUAGUGGGAAAGGGAUUGACUUUUGACUGUGGUGGUUACAACAUUAAGACGGGACCUGGUUGUAUGAUAGAGCUCAUGAAGUUUGACAUGGGAGGCUCUGCAGCAGUUUUAGGUGCUGCGAAAGCUCUUGGUCAAAUUAAACCACCAGGAGUAGAGGUCCAUUUUAUUGUGGCAGCUUGUGAAAAUAUGAUAAGUGGAACAGGCAUGAGGCCAGGAGACGUAUUAACAGCCUCAAAUGGAAAGACAAUUGAGGUUAACAACACUGAUGCCGAAGGCAGACUUACACUUGCUGAUGCUUUAGUGUAUGCUUGUAACCAAGAUGUAGAUAAGAUAGUUGAUUUGGCAACAUUGACUGGGGCCUGUAUAGUUGCUCUUGGGCCUUCAAUUGCAGGUAUCUUCACACCUAAUGAUAACCUAGCAAAAGAGGUGGUUGCCGCCUCAGAAGUCGCCGGAGAAAAACUCUGGCGGCUGCCAAUGGAGGAGAGUUACUGGGAUGGAAUGAAAUCAGGAGUGGCCGAUAUGGUCAACACCGGAGGCCGCCAGGGUGGUUCCAUUACUGCAGCCCUUUUCUUGAAGCAGUUUGUUAGCGAGAAAGUCGAAUGGUUGCAUAUUGACAUGGCGGGUCCUGUCUGGAAUGACAAGAAGAAAGCCGCAACAGGGUUUGGAGUUCCGACUUUGGUUGAAUGGGUUGUGGCCAACUCCUCAUCUUGAGCGCUAGAUUUUCCGUUUCACCCUUUACAGAAUGGAAAUUUCCGAUUCAAUAGAAAGUGUUGAACUGUUUCAACAAGAUUUAAAUGUGGGAAUGCAUGAAAUGACUAUUAUUUUUAACAUGUAUGUUAGGGUAAAAAAUGAAGUAUUACCCAAGCUUUGCAAUUUGGAGUGGUAUAAAAUCUUGGUGGUUUA
This is a messenger RNA of Helianthus annuus (common sunflower), 2139 nucleotides long. RefSeq names its product leucine aminopeptidase 1. The transcript has 10 exons. Gene Ontology annotation, cellular component: cytoplasm. The record is from RefSeq and is a predicted model, not a curated record. Gene Ontology annotation, biological process: proteolysis. Bases 202 to 1947 code for a protein of 581 amino acids. Gene Ontology annotation, molecular function: manganese ion binding; metalloaminopeptidase activity. Lineage: Eukaryota; Viridiplantae; Streptophyta; Magnoliopsida; Asterales; Asteraceae.